Molecule: messenger RNA, 528 nt
Organism: Schistosoma guineensis
Lineage: Eukaryota; Metazoa; Platyhelminthes; Trematoda; Strigeidida; Schistosomatidae
Source: the annotation of a GenBank genome assembly
AUGUACGAAAAGUGUUCAAUUAUCAAUGAAUUUAUUAAAUGCAAAUCAAAAUUACAAUUUAAAGGUGCAUUCAUAUUGAUAAUUGUUGGUUUAAUAUUGGGGUUUGUUAUAUUCAUGAUUAGAAAAUUACAUCGUCCAACAUUGAUCAACACUAUCAUAGCUGGUAUAACAGCAAAUCUAUUAUCGUUUGGUGUUGCUUUAUUUUGUGGCUUCUUUGAAUUUAAAUACGUUGUCAUGGAUGCCAUUGUAUCAUUUGUAUUAGUUAUAGGAUUCCUUUCUAUUGUAUUAUCUUAUUUCUAUUGUAUCUUUGAAAUUGUAUUCAAUACAUGUUGGAUUUGUUUAAUUCUACUUGCAAUUGUUUUCACUCCAUAUUAUUUCUACUUAAAUAAUGAAUCAACCGAAUAUUCAUCCUAUCUCAUUGGUUUUAUAAAUGUAUUUGAAAUUAUCACAUUAAAUUUGUUUGCAUUAAUCACAUCAUUGGAUAUUGGACAAACCACAUUGAAAUGUGAUUAUGGCGGGAAUGAAUGA